This is a messenger RNA of Phytophthora megakarya, 2154 nucleotides long. The record is from the annotation of a GenBank genome assembly. NCBI's taxonomy places the organism in Eukaryota, Oomycota, Peronosporomycetes, Peronosporales, Peronosporaceae.
AUGGUCCGCCCUCCUGGCCCCUGCACGAAGGGCGAGGACGAAAUACUGGGGGCAAUCGCUGCCAGCACCACAGCGAGGGCGAAGAUGGACGAUCCUCUGACCGAAAUCGCUCCCCGGAAGGAACCUAAACGCUGGAUUCAAGCACCGAUAGGAAGCGUAGAUCCGGAAGAGGAAUUAUGGGUGAUCAGCUUUGAUGGAUCGGCUCGAGUGAAGCGUGGCGGAGGCGCGUUCAGAUGGGAGGUGUUCAAACCCAGAUCGGGCUAUCUCGAGAGCCUCACCAUCAACGAAGCAGAAUAUAACGGCCUGAUCCUGGGACUCGACAUGCUAGAGGACCUAGAUCACAAACGCCUAGUGGUCUGCGGUGAUUCUAACUUGGUGAUCCGACAAGUACGGGGCGAGAUCGAUUGCAAAGCACCCGGACUGACGAUAUUGAAGCGGAAGGCCCUCAUUCGCCUUAGGAAAUGGAGAGAUGAUGAACUAGUGCAUGUCAAGAGAGACGGGAACGGAAGUGCCGACAGUCUAGCGAGUGCCGCUUUACAACGACAAGGCGGGAUCGAGGUCCAGAAGAUGCCCGGGUACCAGGAUCUGGUCACUCUGAACCGGUUAGAUGAAAUCUUGAUCCCUAAGACCGAGAACCCAGUGGCACGAGUUAUCGCGGUGACCACUCGAGCUGGUCGAGCUGGUCGAGCAAGACCACCGGCGAGUGUCAUGGAAGAGGGUUUGAUCCGCGAAAUCCUAGUCAAUCGGAUCAAGCAGGCCCAAGAGGAGGAAGUCUGGAUCGCCGGCAUGAAGAAGUAUCUGAGUGGCUCGAUCGCGGAUUUCACCCAAGCGGAAGCAAGAUCUUAUGGCAAGAUCGCGGCUGACUACGAGGUGGACGAGCAGGAUCUACUCUUUUACUGCCCCUCGACGCCGAGAUCGGGAGACGAUCGCGACCGAUUGAUGAGAUUGGUAGUUCCCGAAACGCUACAGUCGGACGUUCUACACCACUAUCACACCACGUUGGAAGGAGGACAUCAGGGAAUUAUUGCGAUGGAUCACAUACCGUCGCUACCCAGAUCCCACAAGGGAAACACUGAGUUAUUGAUCUGGGUCGAUCUGUUCACAGGAUAUGUGAUCGCGAAAGCCAUCUCGUCCCGAUCGGCCCAGACGGUUGCAGAAUCGUACAAAGAGUGUGCAUUCCGACGUGCCAGAGAGAUGAUCCGGCAUGAUCGAGAUCCCGGCUUCAUGUCCGAUUUCUUCCGGGCGUUUAUCAAGAUCCUGGGACAACGGCAGCGGGCGACGAUGGCAUAUCGACCACAAGACAACGGGACUGCAGAAAGAAUGGUACAAACGGCGACCAGGGCGCUCAAGAUGUAUGUUCGCGAUCUGGAUCAGAAGGAUUGGGACGAGUAUGCAGAGGCCUUACCUUCGCGAUCAACACGGCUCACGAUCGGAUCCGAGGAGAUACCCCUCACUAUUUGGUGCAUGGGUGGGAUCCGAGAUCGACACUGGAGGCUACACUGCCAGUCGGAUGUACGAGACGGCGCGAUCGAGACGCGCGGCGGUGGCGUUAUCGGGUCCAGCGAUAUUAUCAGCAAACAAGUCAAUGCCAGAUUGAAGGAGGCCAUUGCAGAUCGGGCCGGCCGACACAACGAGGACGUCGGAUCGCACCAGAUCGAGGCCGAAUUUCGCAUCUGGUUAUACCUAGAUCGGGUGAAGGAAGGAUACGAGCGGAAAUUGGCCCAUGCCACAGGUGGGCCAAUUUCCGACUCGCCGAAAAGAUCAACGAAUUCAGCGUCAAGCUCAAGCGAGAUCGCAGGAACAGGAUAUCAAAUCUUCCCUGUGGUACAUGUGUCGAAGUUGAAACUGGUCAAGGACUUCCCAGAUCGGCCACGCGUGGAGCUCACCGUGGAUGAGGCGGAUCGUCUCGAUUUCGAUGAGAUCCUGCUUCUGGAGGACAGUUGGGUCCCAGAUCUCGGAGCCGAUGAGUACGAAGUCGAGCGGACCUCCGAUAUGCGGAGUGGGAAGAAGACGCGAUUUGGUCGGAUUUGCCGAGAAUUCCUGGUGCAUUGGGCAGGAUAUUAUGAGCCAACCUGGGUCGACGAAGCCGAUCUCAACUGCGGGGUAAUAUUGAACUCCUUCCUGCGGCAACGGGCUAAUCGGAACCUCUUCAUG